AUGGAUGACAGCUUAUACGACGAGUUCGGUAACUACAUCGGACCCGAAAUCGAGUCAGACCAAGACUCCGACAGGGAGGAAGACGACGACCGCGACGAACCCGAAGAAUCCGACAGAGCCGCCGAAUCCGACGGCGAAGGUCCUUCAAACGGAUGGCUGACGACCGGUGCCUCCACUGACGUGGACAUGCUCGAAAAUCAAGUAGUCUUAGCUGAGGACAAAAAGUAUUACCCAACCGCCGAAGAAGUUUACGGCGAAGAUGUCGAAACCCUAGUUAUGGACGAAGAUGAUCAGGCUCUAGAACAACCAAUUAUUAAGCCAGUUAAGAACAAGAAAUUCGAAGUAGGUGUUAAGGAUUCUUCAACUUACGUUUCGUCGCAGUUUAUGCUAGGGUUAAUGUCGAACCCUUCUUUGGCGAGGAAUGUGGCGUUGGUGGGUCAUUUGCAGCAUGGGAAGACGGUUUUCAUGGAUAUGCUUGUGGAGCAGACUCAUCAUAUGUCAACUUUUGAUUCUCAGAGUGAGAAGCAUGUGAGGUAUACGGAUACUAGGGUUGAUGAACAGGAGAGGAAGAUAUCUAUUAAAGCUGUUCCUAUGUCGCUUGUGUUGGAAGAUAGUAAUUCAAAGUCUUAUUUGUGUAAUAUUAUGGAUGCGCCUGGACAUGUUAACUUUUCGGAUGAAAUGACUGCUGCAUUGAGGCUUGCUGAUGGUGCUGUUUUGGUUGUUGAUGCUGGCGAAGGUGUCAUGGUAAACACAGAGAGGGCAAUACGUCAUGCAAUUCAGGAGCGAUUGCCUAUUGUUGUUGUAAUGAAUAAGGUUGACAGGCUCAUAACUGAACUUAAACUACCUCCGAAAGAUGCUUACCAUAAAUUGAGGCAUACUUUGGAAGUCAUUAAUAACCACAUAUCUGCUGCUUCCUCAGUUGCUGGUGAUGUCCAAGUUAUAGAUCCAGUUGCAGGAAAUGUUUGUUUUGCAAGUGGCACUGCUGGAUGGUCAUUUACAUUGCAAUCAUUUGCUAAACUGUAUGGGAAGCUACAUGGAGUUCCCUUGGAAGCUAAUAAAUUUGCUUCCCGCCUUUGGGGUGACUACUAUUAUCAUCCCGAUACCAGAACAUUCAAAAAGAAACCCCCUGUGGGUGGUGGAGAACGAUCUUUUGUUGAGUUUGUGUUGGAGCCACUUUACAAGAUAUAUAGCCAAGUGAUUGGGGAACAUAAAAAGAGUGUGGAGACAACCCUUGCCGAACUUGGUGUUACCCUUAGUAAUGCUGCCUAUAGAUUGAAUGUUAGACCUUUACUAAGGCUGGCUUGUAGCUCUGUUUUUGGUUCAGCUUCAGGUUUCACUGAUAUGCUUGUUCAGCACAUACCUUCACCAAGAGAUGCUGCAGUUAGGAAAGUUGAUCAUAUAUAUACUGGGCCUAAAGACUCAUCCAUUUACAAAGCCAUGACACAAUGUGAUUCUUCUGGCCCACUAAUGGUUAAUAUAACAAAGUUGUAUCCAAAAUCUGAUUGUAGUGUGUUUGAUGCUUUUGGUAGAGUUUAUAGCGGCAAGAUACAGACAGGGCAGGCCGUCCGUGUUCUCGGAGAGGGAUACUCACCAGAUGAUGAGGAGGACAUGACUGUAAAAGAAGUAACGAAGUUGUGGGUUUAUCAAGCUCGCGACAGGAUGCCAAUAGCUGAGGCUCUUCCAGGUUCUUGGGUUUUAAUUGAAGGUGUGGAUGCUUCAAUAAUGAAAACCGCAACUCUUUGUAAUGUGGAUUUUGACGAGGAUGUAUACAUAUUCAGGCCCCUUCUGUUCAAUACCCUGUCAGUGGUAAAAACAGCCACUGAGCCAUUAAAUCCAAGCGAGUUGCCAAAAAUGGUGGAGGGUCUAAGGAAAAUUAGCAAGAGUUAUCCUUUAGCAGUUACUAAAGUUGAGGAGUCUGGGGAACACACUAUAUUAGGGACUGGUGAGCUGUACUUAGAUUCAAUUAUGAAGGACCUGAGAGAGCUAUAUUCUGAAGUAGAAGUCAAGGUAGCAGAUCCUGUUGUCUCAUUUUGUGAAACAGUUGUUGAGUCUUCAUCAAUGAAAUGUUUUGCUGAAACACCAAACAAGAAGAAUAAAAUAACAAUGAUCGCUGAGCCUCUAGAAAGAGGUUUGGCAGAAGACAUAGAGAACGGUGUUGUUAGCACUGACUGGAACAGAAAGAAACUAGGUGAAUUUUUCCAGACUAAAUAUGACUGGGAUCUUCUUGCUGCUCGGUCAAUCUGGGCAUUUGGCCCUGAUAAGCAGGGCCCUAAUAUUCUUUUAGAUGAUACCCUUCCUACUGAAGUUGACAAGAACCUCCUCAAUGCUGUAAAGGAUUCCAUUGUUCAGGGAUUUCAGUGGGGUGCACGGGAAGGACCUUUGUGUGAUGAACCCAUUAGAAAUGUUAAAUUUAAGAUUGUUGAUGCAAGGAUUGCCCCUGAACCACUUCAUCGUGGAUCUGGCCAGAUCAUUCCAACAGCACGGCGAGUGGCUUAUUCGGCUUUCCUUAUGGCCACCCCCCGCCUUAUGGAACCAGUAUAUUAUGUAGAGAUUCAAACACCGAUAGAUUGUGUGUCUGCUAUCUACACCGUUUUGUCUCGUAGGCGUGGACAUGUUACCGCUGAUGUUCCUCAACCAGGCACCCCGGCUUAUCUUGUUAAGGCAUUUUUGCCCGUGAUAGAAUCCUUUGGUUUUGAGACAGACUUGAGAUACCAUACGCAAGGGCAAGCGUUUUGUCAAUCAGUUUUUGAUCACUGGGCUAUUGUUCCUGGAGAUCCUCUGGACAAAAGCAUUGUUUUGCGCCCACUUGAACCAGCACCAAUCCAGCAUCUUGCCCGCGAGUUUAUGGUAAAAACAAGGCGCAGGAAGGGAAUGAGUGAAGAUGUAAGUAUAGGUAAGUUCUUUGAUGAGGCUAUGAUGGUGGAACUUGCACAGCAGGCGGCAGAUCUUCAUCAACAAAUGAUAUGA
This is a messenger RNA of Lathyrus sativus (Indian pea), 2967 nucleotides long. The record is from the annotation of a GenBank genome assembly. NCBI's taxonomy places the organism in Eukaryota, Viridiplantae, Streptophyta, Magnoliopsida, Fabales, Fabaceae.